ACUUGUGGCUCUGCCGCUCUAGCCCCCGGCGGAGCCAGCUGCUGCUCUUCGGUGCUGGCCCCGGUGCCGGCCCCGUUGCCCAGGGAACAGGCUCCCGGCAGCCCCCGCGGCCCGGAGUCCAUCCCGCCUCCUCCGGCCCGGCGGGGCCGACGAGUCCGGAGGGGCUGCCGCGGGAGCCCCCAGGUUUCCCUAGAUGACAAAUAAACAUUCCUUUUCCUGCGUGAAGAUAGUCUGUGGAAACCUUGGCCAUGGCAUCGAUAUCAGAGCCUGUUACAUUCAGAGAGUUCUGCCCGUUGUACUAUCUCCUCAAUGCCAUUCCGACAAAGAUCCAGAAGGGUUUCCGCUCUAUCGUGGUCUAUCUCACGGCCCUCGACACCAACGGGGACUACAUCGCGGUGGGCAGCAGCAUCGGCAUGCUCUAUCUGUACUGCCGGCACCUCAACCAGAUGAGGAAGUACAACUUUGAGGGGAAGACGGAAUCUAUCACUGUGGUGAAGCUGCUGAGCUGCUUUGAUGACCUGGUGGCAGCAGGCACAGCCUCUGGCAGGGUUGCAGUUUUUCAACUUGUAUCUUCAUUGCCAGGGAGAAAUAAACAGCUUCGGAGAUUUGAUGUCACUGGUAUUCACAAAAAUAGCAUUACAGCUCUGGCUUGGAGCCCCAAUGGAAUGAAAUUGUUCUCUGGAGAUGACAAAGGCAAAAUUGUUUAUUCUUCUCUGGAUCUAGACCAGGGGCUCUGUAACUCCCAGCUGGUGUUGGAGGAGCCAUCUUCCAUUGUGCAGCUGGAUUAUAGCCAGAAAGUGCUGCUGGUCUCUACUCUGCAAAGAAGUCUGCUCUUUUACACUGAAGAAAAGUCUGUAAGGCAAAUUGGAACACAACCAAGGAAAAGUACUGGGAAAUUUGGUGCUUGUUUUAUACCAGGACUCUGUAAGCAAAGUGAUCUAACCUUGUAUGCGUCACGGCCCGGGCUCCGGCUAUGGAAGGCUGAUGUCCACGGGACUGUUCAAGCCACGUUUAUCUUAAAAGAUGCUUUUGCCGGGGGAGUCAAGCCUUUUGAACUGCACCCGCGUCUGGAAUCCCCCAACAGUGGAAGUUGCAGCUUACCUGAGAGGCACCUGGGGCUUGUUUCAUGUUUCUUUCAAGAAGGCUGGGUGCUGAGUUGGAAUGAAUAUAGUAUCUAUCUCCUAGACACAGUCAACCAGGCCACAGUUGCUGGUUUGGAAGGAUCCGGUGAUAUUGUGUCUGUUUCGUGCACAGAAAAUGAAAUAUUUUUCUUGAAAGGAGAUAGGAACAUUAUAAGAAUUUCAAGCAGGCCUGAAGGAUUAACAUCAACAGUGAGAGAUGGUCUGGAGAUGUCUGGAUGCUCAGAGCGUGUCCACGUGCAGCAAGCGGAGAAGCUGCCAGGGGCCACAGUUUCUGAGACGAGGCUCAGAGGCUCUUCCAUGGCCAGCUCCGUGGCCAGCGAGCCAAGGAGCAGGAGCAGCUCGCUCAACUCCACCGACAGCGGCUCCGGGCUCCUGCCCCCUGGGCUCCAGGCCACCCCUGAGCUGGGCAAGGGCAGCCAGCCCCUGUCACAGAGAUUCAACGCCAUCAGCUCAGAGGACUUUGACCAGGAGCUUGUCGUGAAGCCUAUCAAAGUGAAAAGGAAGAAGAAGAAGAAGAAGACAGAAGGUGGAAGCAGGAGCACCUGUCACAGCUCCCUGGAAUCGACACCCUGCUCCGAAUUUCCUGGGGACAGUCCCCAGUCCUUGAACACAGACUUGCUGUCGAUGACCUCAAGUGUCCUGGGCAGUAGCGUGGAUCAGUUAAGUGCAGAGUCUCCAGACCAGGAAAGCAGCUUCAAUGGUGAAGUGAACGGUGUCCCACAGGAAAAUACUGACCCCGAAACGUUUAAUGUCCUGGAGGUGUCAGGAUCAAUGCCUGAUUCUCUGGCUGAGGAAGAUGACAUUAGAACUGAAAUGCCACACUGUCACCAUGCACAUGGGCGGGAGCUGCUCAAUGGAGCGAGGGAAGAUGUGGGAGGCAGUGAUGUCACGGGACUCGGAGAUGAGCCGUGUCCUGCAGAUGAUGGACCAAAUAGCACACAGUUACCCUUCCAAGAACAGGACAGCUCUCCUGGGGCGCAUGAUGGGGAAGACAUCCAACCCAUUGGCCCCCAAAGCACUUUUUGUGAAGUCCCCCUCCUGAACUCACUCACUGUGCCUUCCAGCCUCAGCUGGGCCCCAAGUGCUGAACAGUGGCUGCCUGGGACCAGAGCUGAUGAAGGCAGCCCCGUGGAGCCCAGCCAAGAGCAGGACAUCCUAACCAGCAUGGAGGCCUCUGGCCACCUCAGCACAAAUCUCUGGCAUGCUGUCACUGAUGAUGACACAGGUCAGAAAGAAAUACCCAUUUCUGAACGUGUCUUGGGGAGUGUGGGAGGACAGCUGACUCCGGUCUCUGCCUUGGCAGCCAGCACUCACAAGCCCUGGCUUGAGCAGCCUCCACGGGAUCAGACAUUGACGUCCAGCGAUGAGGAGGACAUCUAUGCCCACGGGCUUCCUUCUUCAUCCUCAGAGACGAGUGUGACAGAGCUCGGACCUAGUUGCUCCCAGCAGGACCUGAGCCGGCUGGGUGCAGAGGACGCCGGGCUGCUCAAGCCAGAUCAGUUUGCAGAAAGCUGGAUGGGCUACUCGGGUCCCGGCUAUGGCAUCCUCAGCUUGGUGGUCUCCGAGAAGUAUAUCUGGUGCCUGGACUACAAAGGCGGCCUGUUCUGCAGCGCGUUGCCGGGCGCCGGGCUGCGCUGGCAGAAGUUUGAAGAUGCUGUCCAGCAGGUGGCAGUCUCGCCCUCAGGAGCCCUUCUCUGGAAGAUUGAACAGAAAUCUAACCGGGCUUUUGCUUGUGGGAAAGUCACCAUCAAGGGGAAGCGGCACUGGUACGAAGCCCUGCCCCAGGCAGUGUUUGUGGCCCUGAGCGAUGACACGGCCUGGAUCAUCAGGACCAGUGGGGACCUAUACUUGCAGACAGGUCUGAGCGUGGAUCGCCCUUGUGCCAGAGCCGUAAAGGUGGACUGUCCCUACCCGCUGUCCCAGAUCACAGCCCGGAACAAUGUGGUGUGGGCGCUGACAGAGCAGAGGGCCCUCCUGUACCGGGAGGGCGUGAGCAGCUUCUGUCCGGAAGGCGAGCAGUGGAAGUGUGACAUUGUCAGCGAAAGGCAAGCUUUAGAACCCGUCUGCAUAACGCUCGGGGAUCAGCAGACUCUCUGGGCCCUGGACAUCCAUGGGAACCUGUGGUUCAGAACUGGCAUUAUUUCCAAGAAGCCCCAAGGAGAUGACGACCAUUGGUGGCAAGUGAGCAUCACGGACUAUGUGGUGUUUGACCAGUGCAGCUUAUUUCAGACGAUAAUCCAUGCCACUCACUCGGUGGCCACAGCAGCCCAAGCCCCCGUAGAAAAGGUGGCAGAUAAGCUGCGCAUGGCGUUUUGGUCCCAGCAGCUUCAGUGCCAGCCAAGCCUUCUCGGGGUCAAUAACAGCGGUGUCUGGAUCUCCUCGGGCAAGAAUGAAUUCCACGUCGCUAAGGGAAGUCUCAUAGGCACCUACUGGAAUCAUGUGGUUCCCCGUGGGACAGCUUCUGCUACAAAAUGGGCCUUUGUGUUGGCUUCUGCAGCUCCCACGAAGGAAGGAAGCUUCCUGUGGCUGUGCCAGAGCAGCAAGGACCUGUGCAGCGUCAGCGCCCAGAGCGCACAGUCGCGGCCCUCCACGGUGCAGCUGCCUCCCGAAGCCGAGAUGCGCGCCUAUGCCGCCUGCCAGGAUGCGCUGUGGGCGCUGGACAGCCUCGGCCAGGUGUUCAUCAGGACGCUCUCCAAGAGCUGCCCCACGGGCAUGCACUGGACCAGGCUGGACCUCUCCCAGCUAGGAGCUGUAAAAUUGACAAGCUUGGCAUGUGGAAAUCAGCACAUCUGGGCCUGUGAUUCCAGGGGUGGAGUUUACUUCCGUGUAGGGACUCAGCCUCUCAAUCCCAGUCUCAUGCUUCCAGCCUGGAUAAUGAUUGAGCCACCUGUCCAGCCCGCCGGGGUCAGCUUGGUCAGCGUCCAUUCCAGCCCCAACGACCAGAUGCUGUGGGUGCUUGACAGCAGGUGGAACGUGCACGUGCGGACCGGGAUCACCGAGGAGAUGCCUGUGGGGACCGCCUGGGAGCAUGUGCCAGGGUUGCAGGCCUGCCAGCUGGCGCUGAGCACCAGGACCGUGUGGGCCCGCUGUCCAAACGGAGACCUCGCCCGGCGGUACGGCGUCACAGACAAGAACCCCGCCGGGGACUACUGGAAGAAAAUUCCCGGCAGCGUGUCGUGUUUCACAGUGACUGCGUCAGAUGAGCUGUGGGCUGUGGGCCCGCCCGGCUACCUCCUCCAACGGCUGACAAAGACGUUCAGCCACUCGCACGGCACCCAGAAGAGCAGCCAGGCCGCCAUGCCCCACCCUGAGGACCUGGAGGACGAGUGGGAGGUCAUCUGAAGGAGCCCUGGCCGAGUCACGCGGAGGGGCCCGGCGUCUGUGGCGGGCACAGGGGCUUCAGAGUGACUCCCUGGUGGACGCGCUGCCUCAACACUUGUCCAGACACCUCUGGCCAGGUUGGACCCGCACACUUACUUUCAUCUAUGUUGGUUUCUGUCUCGUUCCAGAACCCACAGCCUCCACCCGUGGCUGGCGUGAUUGCUGCAGCAGUGGCGCCUCCUAGCUCAGGACAGUGGCGACUGCCCGGCUGCAUGCACUCCGAUUACCCACGUGCUGCCGUCCUGGUCUCAUCCACAGAUAGCUCCAGCUUUUGUUGGUGGGAGUGGUCUCCGGAGGCCUCCCAGAACCAAGGGUAGCCGGGCAGCUGGUUUGGCCCAGGGCCUCCUUCCACAUUAGUAGCCCCAGGGCCAGAUGGAGCCAAAGGUCAGCUCUCUGCAGCGCGGGAUGUGCUCGGUGAUGGCUUUGUCCCAUCAUAGGGGGGUGUCCCCCCAGAGACAAAGCUGCAGAGCACAUUCCAUGCCAGACGCUCUGGCCAGGAAGCUGAGGCCGGGCUUGAGAGGAGAGCGCUGGCCAUGCCAGGAGAGAACCCACGCACAUGCACACCACAACACACAACACACCUCACCUCACACCACAGCACACCUCACCACACCACACCGCACUGCACCAUACCUCACCACAUCUCACCACACCACAGCACACCUCACCACACAACACACCACACCCCACACCGCACUGCACCGCACCGCACCGCACCGUACCUCGCCACAUCUCACCACACCACACCACACCACACCUCACUGCCCACACACGGCGCAGGCUGCCCGCCUCCUGGAGAGCACACUUCAGCUGAAACAGUAAAGCCUGAUGGGUGCAAAUGGAACCUGGAUGUGUGCACGUGUGUCCCAGGUAGGGACGGCACAGGAGGGUGCAUGGGGCGUGGGGGAGCUGAGCAAGGGUCGCUCACUUAGAAAUGUCUUUGGAAUGGUGUUUAACUAAUGCUGCUGGCGGACAUCCUAAAACCAGAUGCAUCCUCAGAGGACGAGUCUACUAAUUAUUGCCUUUGUUGUUGUAUUACAAAUCUGCAUAAAAUACCUCAUUUCAAAUCAAAUCUUACAAAUUUAGAAGAGAGAUAUGUUUUCCGAAAACAGUGGAAGCCCUUUGUUCCUUCCCGGGUUUGUCCUGAGCCUGCACUGUCCUCGCCUGCAGCCUCAGAGGGGCAGGCAUCCCCGCACAGACUUGACUGGCAGGGCGGUCACGGGACCUGCGGGCUGGCUCCGAGUGGCAGCCCAUGCCUUCUGCGGGGUAUGGGUUGACACUUGACAGGUUGAAACCAGUGCCUCUAUGGACGGCUGCUGUGGCCCCUUCAGACAAUGGGCAGUGCCCACCCCGCCCACUGGCAUCUGCGUGUGAGGGCUAGGCCGCCCUGCCACACAUCCCGCCCCCUCCCGGAGGCAGCUUCAGGACAGGACACCAGGCUGGCUGCUUUUUUUAGCCUGCCCCUGGCCCAGGCCCAGUCCUUGGUGUCAGGGAGCCCCCAGGCCGCAGGUGGAGGGUGAUAAAAUAUGUUCUCUGACAGGACCCAGCCAGCCACAUAGGUGGAGGUUUUCCAUGUCCAAAUGAGGUCAAGAUGCCGAAAUCCCAGAUCUGACUUCACACUUCCCUUUUCUAGAACCUUUUGUAAAAGUUGGUGGCAGCAGAGGCAGCCCCAGGCCGGGCUGCAUCUCUCUGUGUCUGUUGUGCCUUGCCCGGCGCCUCACGGAUGGCAAAGCUCUCCUCACCCAUGGGACUGUAGUGCAAUUAAACCCGCGUCUAGGUGAUGCUUUUAAAGUUGUAGCUUCGUGCUUUGUACAGUUUUCUUUCUGGUUUUAAUUUUUAGUUGUGCUUUGAGUCAGUGCAAUAAACUAGACUUUUUCCAAACCUGGCCGAGUGUGGUGCCUGAGCUGUGAGAAGUGUCCUCAGCCGACACUCACGAGGGCAGUGCAAGGGAGAACCUGCCAGCCCAGCCCCACCACAGGGAGAGUGCGUCAGCAGACCUGUCCUGGCCUGGCUGGUGUUGAAAUACACACCGGUUUGCCCAAGUGGCUGUUAUGGGGGAAUGGCCGCUCCAGAGCUGGCUGUACCCCAUGGUAGCCUCUGAGGAGGACGCUGUGGGGUGAGGUCCAGGGCUGCCUCCUCAUGGAGCUGUGUGUGAGCAGGCGUUGGAGGGGUUCGAGCCCCUGGUUCUGUAUCUUCAGCCAGCAAACGAAACCAUAUCGCAAACCAGAGCUGCUGGAAACCAGCACACGCAAAAGAUGACGCCCAGCACAGCAGCAGGACACACCAUGUGCCAGGAAAUGACCUCAGCAAGAAACCUCAGGCCGUGUGAAGAGCAGCAAAGCUUUCCAGAAGGCAUAAAAGGAAACUUGAAUAAAGGAAGAUAUGUUCCACAUUCCUGGAUGGAGGACUACACACAUUAUGGAAAGACCUCAUUCUUUCCAAAGGAAUUUAUAGGUGUAGCUUGAUUUCAGUUCAAAUCCCCACUGGGAUUGUUUUGUUGGGGCAGGCAGGGAGGAAUAAUGUUAGUACCCACAAAUGCCCAUGACUGUGCCCAAUGUGCUUCUCACCAGAGCCCUGCAAGGGGAAGUCUCAUUAGCCCCUUGAGACUCAGAGAGGUUAGGUAACUUGCUCAAGGUCACACAGCACUGGGACUGGAAGCCAGCUCUGUAGAACUGCAGACCUGUGCUGUUUGAUGCCUCCUCACUGUCCCGUCACUCCUGGGAAGAAGAAACGGGUGAGAACUGCUAAGUGAUGACAGGUGGAGCCCCAGCAGGGGCCACUCUAUUGAAUGGCAUGGCCCAGACCCUCGGAGGGCCAGGCAACAGGCUAGCAAGGCCCACAGGGAGGGAGCAGAAUGGAGAGGGCAUCUCAGAUGCGCUUAAGGAGCGGCGGGGGCGGGGCAUGGGGGGUGUCACAACUAAUGUGGCCACUGCUUCAUUCUCUGGGCAAAAUAAUAUUAAAUGGAUUAAAGAAUCUAAAACCAGUGGGAAAACUGUCUGAUUUCUGGAUGGCAAAGGCUUUCUAAACUCAAAAGUGAUAGGACAAGCUACAGAGGAAAAUAAGUACAUAGAUUUGAUUUCUCCAAAAUACAGAAAUGCUGCUGGGCACAGUGAUGUGCAGUUAUAGUCCCAGCUACUUGGGAGGCCAAGGCAGGAGGAUUACUUGAGCCCAGGAGUUUGAGGCUGCAAUGAACUAUGAUCACACCACUGCACUCCAGCCUCGGCGACAGAGCAAGACCUUGUUUCUCAAAAAUAAAUAAAUAGAAGGAAAUAAAUGUAAAAAUGCUGCAAAUUAAAAACCUCAAAGAAGGGAAAUAAUUGCAACAAAUGGGAAUUGAUGUUGAAUAUUUACCUUAAAAACCUAUACAACAAUAAGAGGAGUGCGCCCUUCAGCAGCAUGUAUACAAAAAUUGCAACGAUACAGAGAUUAGCAUGGCCCCUGCACAAGGAUGACUCGCAAAUUCAUAAAGCUUUCCAUAAAUAUAUUUAUUAAAAACCAAUAGGAGGAGCACUUCGAGUCGAGUGUAAGGGCCCUUCACAAAAGCAGAAGGAACACUGGCCCAAACCCCCAGCACCCCGGAAGCAGAGGUGAGAUGGGAGCAGCUUGGGAGCCCCCCAUUGGCGCCGCCCUACUGGGGAAGCCGGUCCGUACGUAGGCCUUGCAUCUCGCCACCUCCACUUCUGUCCUCAAGAACAAGUCCUAGGUCAAGGGAAACAGCACAGCCUGUUUAUAAUUAGGAAACACUUAAAACAGCCUGGCAUUUGGGAACAGCCAUGUUAACGUGAGCAAAUUCCUCUCAUGAAAUAGCCUGCAGCUAUUAAGAAGCACGUGUGUGCAGGAAGCGGAGGCGCAGGACCUCACCGCGCCAGCGUGAAGUUCCCGGGCAUGGUCAUGAAAGCGUGGUUCUGUAAGAAAUCAGAGGGAGAAAGGGAGAGAAGGGGGAGGGAGACAACCCAAACGUUGGAGGGUAUUUGUUGUAAACUUCAAACUUUUGGCAGGUUUGAAAUUUUUCAUAACUCCGGGGAGGAGCAAGAGGGGUGAAAAGAAACAAGUUCUCUACUUGUGAUCAGCAGCUGGUCAUAGUGGUUGCCUGGAGUAUAUGCCUUUUUGUAUCCUUUGAAUUUCCAGCCAUGUAAAUGUAUUAUUUAUUCCAAAAAUAAAGCAGAUUUACAUUUUAAAAA
Molecule: messenger RNA, 8704 nt
Organism: Homo sapiens (human)
Lineage: Eukaryota; Metazoa; Chordata; Mammalia; Primates; Hominidae
Gene: TECPR2
Product: tectonin beta-propeller repeat containing 2
Exons: 20
Coding region: 249-4484 (1411 amino acids)
Source: RefSeq, marked reviewed